AGCAAAGAGAGUUUGAAGAGUAGAGAAAGUGGGGAGGGAUCUCCAUCGUAACAGCAAUCGUAGAAUCACUCUGCAGGCCUGAAGAAGGUGAGAGAGAGGGAGACAGAUUUGGUCUUCUCUCUCUAGGCCACCAAACCAAACCAAACCCUAGUAGCUCUGGUUCGCAAAACUGGUUCUCUUCUGCAGAGGCUCUCGUUCCGGGUAGCCCUGCCGAAGAAAAUGAAAGGUCUUUUCAAGUCCAAGCCCCGGACACCCCCGGAAGUCGUCCGCCAGACCCGUGAGCUCCUCAUUUUUGCCGAUUGCAAUGGGAAUACCCGUGAAGACAAGCGUCAGGAGAAGAUGGCCGAGUUAAGUAAACUUAUCCGGGAAUUAAAGACAAUUCUCUAUGGCAACAGUGAAGCAGAGCCUGUCGUAGAAGCUUGUGCACAGUUGACGCAAGAGUUUUUCAGAGAGAACACACUACGACUUCUCAUUAUUUGUCUUCCAAAAUUGAGCUUGGAGAGUCGUAAAGAUGCCACUCAAGUGGUUGCGAAUUUGCAAAGGCAACAAGUCCACUAUCGGUUGAUUGCUUCUGAUUACUUGGAAGCAAACAAAGAUCUUUUGGAUAUUUUGAUUUCAGGGUAUGAAGACACAGACAUGGCUUUACAUUAUGGUGCAAUGUUGAGAGAAUGCAUACGACAUCAGAGCAUUGCAAGGUAUGUAUUGGAGUCGGAUCACAUAAAGAAGUUCUUUGAUUAUAUACAGCUUCCAAAUUUUGAUAUAGCAUCGGAUGCUUCAGCAACUUUUAAGGAGCUUCUGACGAGGCACAAAUCUACUGUGGCUGAAUUUCUUACUAAGAAUUAUGACUGGUUUUUUGCAGAGUACAAUUCAAAACUUCUGGAGUCUGCCAAUUACAUCACCAGACGGCAAGCUGUCAAGUUGCUGGGAGACAUGCUGCUUGAUCGUGCCAAUUCUGCUGUUAUGAUGCGAUAUGUGAGCUCAAAGGACAACUUGAGGAUCCUAAUGAAUCUUCUUAGGGAAUCAAGUAAAAAUAUCCAGUUAGAAGCAUUUCAUGUCUUCAAGCUAUUCGCUGCUAAUCAAAACAAGCCUCCUGAGAUUGUCAGCAUACUAGUGGCAAAUAGAAACAAGCUCCUACGGUUCUUUGGUGACUUCAAGAUGGAAAAAGAGGAUGAACAAUUUGAGGCAGACAAAGCUCAAGUUGUGAGAGAAAUUGCUGCCCUUGAACCUAGAGAUCUGCAGUAAGCAGCUGUGGGCAAUCAUGUAAUUUCAUUUUUAUUUAAUUGUAAAGUUUGAAUUUGUUUGUGAAUUUGAACAUAAUUAGUAUUUUGUUUUGAA
This is a messenger RNA of Telopea speciosissima, 1335 nucleotides long. Its product is annotated as putative MO25-like protein At5g47540. The coding region runs from base 220 to 1242 and encodes 340 amino acids. Gene Ontology annotation, biological process: intracellular signal transduction. NCBI's taxonomy places the organism in Eukaryota, Viridiplantae, Streptophyta, Magnoliopsida, Proteales, Proteaceae. The record is from RefSeq and is a predicted model, not a curated record. The transcript has 11 exons. Gene Ontology annotation, molecular function: protein serine/threonine kinase activator activity.